Messenger RNA from Melampsora larici-populina 98AG31, 1091 nucleotides. RefSeq lists its product as uncharacterized. The transcript has 3 exons. Gene Ontology annotation, biological process: uroporphyrinogen III biosynthetic process. Lineage: Eukaryota; Fungi; Basidiomycota; Pucciniomycetes; Pucciniales; Melampsoraceae. Gene Ontology annotation, molecular function: uroporphyrinogen-III synthase activity. The coding region runs from base 92 to 973 and encodes 293 amino acids. The record is from RefSeq and is a predicted model, not a curated record.
GCUUUGUACACCGAAUGUAGCGCAUGAGGUUCCCGGCUCAUCCGCAGCCACGGAUUCCAAAUUGGUCUCAGCACCAAAGCGUUUUAACACCAUGCUGCUUGUGAAACAUCCAACACCUUGCUACGAGGAGGAUCCUUGGACAAUCAAACUACGUAGCUGUCACUAUGAGCCGGUCUACAUGCCCGUGCUAGACUUUUCAUUUGAUCGAAUCGAUGAGCUUGCCAAUCUCCUCGAAGUCGGACCAGCAAAUCGCUGGGGAGGUGUUAUUGUCACCAGGCUCGUCAGCGAGGCGCUUCAAGAGGCUAUAUACCGGAUGUCGUCACAAGCUAUGAUAACCAAAGCGCGACUGAUCUUCAAUUCCAUUCUUAGCUGGUUGAAGCCUUCUGCAGGUGGUGAUUGUUUUCCUCCAAUCACGGGGUUACGUGUGCUUGGAGCAGACGAAGCCGGCUCCGGCAAAUCUCUUGGCACUUUUAUCGCUCGCCAUUUCGGUGCUACUAUAUCUGACCCGGGCUCCUUUACCGACAAUGAUGAUCGGCCGACGAAACUACUACCUCUUCUUUACCUUACAGGAGCACACCAGCACGCUGAUCUUUCAAAUACCCUCUCAUCCUCUGAACCGCCGAUUCCGUUUGUCGAGUGGCAAGUCUACACGGCCCACCCAAUCCCUAAACCCGCGAUUCAGCCCUUGCUCCCUAGUUUUCCAAGCUGGGUGAUACUCUUUAGUCCAAACUCUGCUUCUCUAGCUUUUCCUCAGCUUAAAUCCCUAUUGGAAAAUCCCCACGCCACUUCACUCCGGUUUGCAGCCAUCGGGCCAUCAACACGGGACUCGCUCAAAUCAAUCUUGGGCCGCUCGCCGGACGCUGUAGCUCCACGUCCCCAGCCUGAUGCUUUACUUGAAGCCAUUCGGGUCGCAGAUGGUGAAAGUCAGCCUGAACCUAUAAUUCAUGACUCAGUGACGAAAAGCCUUCAUUGACACCCGAUCACUCAGAUGGGAUACAGGCUUGUCAAUUUGUAUUUGUAGAAGUUGCAAAAAGCUAAAAGUAUACAACAGAAGUAAUAUUGUAAAGCGUAGUAUGUAUUUAAAAAGUGUG